GAUGUCCAAUCGCGACCGUUAGCUGGGGCCGGGCGAAUGCGGUGGUACCAAAGAGGAGAAAAAAUCUGACCGACCGUGCCGGGUGAUGUGAAAAGUCACAGUACCACCUCAGAACCAGGGCUUACCAUCGCAGGCUUAGACCAGUCAAGGGGAUACGAGAAUGGCCAUUUGUCAGAGGGUGCUGGGCACGCCUGAUCAGUGAGUAACACUUGGGCCAGUGAAUGCUCGUGGAGCUUCGUCCCAACAGUUGAUUGACAGCUGCAUCUCCAGUUCACCUCCCUCUGCGUGGCACACUUUUCGCCACCCCCCCAGUCUCUGAAGGAAGAACAUCACAGAGGGAUCGGACACCUACCCACCACAAACUUCCCAGACAGACUCCCUCAGCACCUCACCUCAUCUUCACCUCCCCCAAGAGGGAGAGAACAGCAGCCACCAUGGUGCUGUCACAGAGACAAAGAGAUGAACUAAACCGAGCUAUAGCUGACUAUCUCCGUUCCAAUGGAUAUGAGGAGGCCUAUUCCACCUUCAAGAAAGAGGCAGAGAUAGAUAUGAAUGAAGAGGUAGAUAAAAAGUAUGCAGGGCUUUUGGAAAAGAAAUGGACUUCAGUCAUCAGAUUACAGAAGAAGGUGAUGGAGCUGGAGUCAAAGUUGAAUGAGGCGAAGGAGGAGAUGACACAUGGAGGACCUGUGGGUCAGAAGAGAGACCCCAAGGAGUGGAUCCCCCGUCCUCCAGAGCGAUAUGCCCUGAGCGGGCACCGCGCUCCGGUCACACGUGUUAUAUUCCACCCUGUCUUCUCUGUCAUGGUCACAGCCUCCGAGGAUGCUACCAUCAAGGUGUGGGACUAUGAGGCAGGAGACUUUGAGCGAACCCUGAAGGGCCACACAGACUCUGUGCAGGACAUCUCCUUUGACCAGACAGGAAAGCUUCUGGCUUCCUGUUCAGCUGACAUGAGCAUCAAACUUUGGGACUUUCAGGGGUUCGAGUGCAUCCGAACAAUGCAUGGCCACGAUCACAACGUGUCGUCUGUAGCCAUCAUGCCAAAUGGUGACCACAUAGUGUCUGCCUCCAGAGACAAGACCAUCAAGAUGUGGGAGGUGGCCACUGGGUACUGUGUGAAGACAUUUACAGGGCACAGGGAGUGGGUGAGGAUGGUGCGUCCCAACCAGGACGGUUCGUUGAUCGCCAGUUGCUCCAACGACCAGACGGUGCGUGUCUGGGUGGUCGCCUCGAAGGAGUGCAAAGCUGAGUUGCGGGAGCAUGAACAUGUGGUAGAGUGUAUCGCUUGGGCCCCUGACAGUGCUCACCCCACCAUCCUGGAGGCCACAGGCUCAGAGAGCAAGAAGAGUGGAAAAUCUGGCCCCUUCCUUCUCUCUGGAUCCAGAGAUAAAACAAUCAAGAUGUGGGAUGUCAGCAUUGGCAUCUGCCUUAUGACUCUGGUGGGACACGACAACUGGGUGCGUGGGGUAUUGUUUCAUCCUGGAGGAAGAUUCAUAGUGAGCUGUGCUGAUGACAAAACCAUUAGGAUCUGGGACUACAAGAACAAACGCUGCAUGAAGACCCUGUGUGCCCAUGAACACUUUGUUACCUCUCUGGAUUUCCACAAGACUGCUCCCUACGUGGUGACAGGCAGCGUCGAUCAGACAGUCAAAGUCUGGGAGUGCCGCUGAGACUGCCUCCAUCUCUUACCCUGUCCUGUCCUGACUUACCCCCCCCCCCCCCCCCCCCCCCCCCCCCCCCCCCCCCCCCCCCCAAGCCCACUCUACCCCACCCCUCUCCUGCACCUCAGCCCUCUUCCCUCUAUCCUAACACCCAGCCCAGCCCUUCACCUCUCGCACUCCAAACCAUAGUUGACCAUGGCGCUUUACCUUCUCCCCCGUCCACUCCCCUCUCCCUCCCUCCUCCCCUACAUCGGUCCAGCCCUAUUAAGAUGACUAUUGUCCUUUUAUGUAAAUUAUUCUGGAUGUAGGGUACGCUUAAUAAAUGUCACGCAAUCUCUGACACAUAAACACACUCAAAAGAUAAGAAGUAUUCCUUGCAUGGUGAAUCAAACAAAAAAAAAUUGUAUACUGUUAAAUUUGCCGAAUUUGCAUACUGUUGUCAUGACUUCCUGUCAGGUCAAAGGGUGAAUAUCCUUGUGUGCUGGCACAGGUGGAUUCCAGUUAACUGACAGUGCACGAAAACCAAUGGCACCCCUUGUUGAGGGGGUUUAGGUUUUGUUUUGUUUAGUUUUACUCCAUGCCUCCAUUGUUGUGGUCUGUCACUGCGUGGAUGGUGAUAGAGAAGGUGUGAGGGAAGUAAGCAUAAAAGAGAAUGAGUGGAAGCUGUCCAGGAGAAGAUGAAAACAAGUGGAAGAAAAGAUUAAGCAAGAUGCAGCUCCCUAGUUGAAUCACAUGAGGUUCUGUGGGCGAGUGCACGUGUACAUGUGUGUAUACAUUGUGUGAGUGUGUGUGUGUUUGUAUAUUACGACAGGAGAAUCUCUCCACCGUCUCUGCUCUGAUGGUCAGAGGAGAGAGAGGAGGCAAGGCUUCUCACCCACUGUGUUCAUUCAUACUACUUCAUCUCUUUUAACAAACUUGCUUUCUAGUAGACACUCACAGGACCUUAAUGAUCCCUACGCUGCUGAGAGCACAGGCACACGCCCCAUAGCAAAAGUGUGUUGUACAGAGGAAAAAGUCUGCUCACCUUUUAUGAGGUUUGUGUGUGUGUAUGUCGCCCCAGAGAAAUCGCCCAGUGCCCUCUUGCUCGCUAUCUCUGCCUUGUUAACCCAUUGAGGGCUCCCUCACACGGGAUUUUCAUUCUGCUUUCUGUGGUCUCACUGCUCUCUUUACACACACAUACACAUACACUCACAAAUGCACAUACACGCACAGUAAAAGUUGUGUAUCAAUAUAUCUGGAUGUCAUUGUUUGCAACAUAAUGAAAUAAAAUUCUGUAAAUAUAA
Molecule: messenger RNA, 2941 nt
Organism: Epinephelus lanceolatus (giant grouper)
Lineage: Eukaryota; Metazoa; Chordata; Actinopteri; Perciformes; Serranidae
Product: lissencephaly-1 homolog B
Molecular function (GO): protein binding
Source: RefSeq, a predicted model, not a curated record